Molecule: messenger RNA, 516 nt
Organism: Hydra vulgaris (swiftwater hydra)
Lineage: Eukaryota; Metazoa; Cnidaria; Hydrozoa; Anthoathecata; Hydridae
Product: peptidyl-prolyl cis-trans isomerase FKBP2
Biological process (GO): protein peptidyl-prolyl isomerization
Cellular component (GO): endoplasmic reticulum
Molecular function (GO): peptidyl-prolyl cis-trans isomerase activity
Source: RefSeq, a predicted model, not a curated record
AAAUUUACCUUAAAAACAUAGCUUUAUUUCAGCAAUACACCUAAAUCAUGCAAAGUUUAGUAUUUGUGCUUUUGGUCAUAACAGCUAUUAUUUUUGGAUUUGUUGAAAAUGCUUCAGACAAAAAGCAACUUCAAAUAGGCAUUAAAAAGAAAGUAGAAAAUUGCAAUAGAAGAUCUACCAAGGGAGAUGUUUUAAAGAUGCAUUACACGGGCAAAUUAGAAGAUGGUACAGUGUUUGAUAGCAGUGAGGGAAGAGACCCAUUAUCAUUUACUUUAGGUGCUGGUCAAGUAAUUAAAGGUUGGGAUCAAGGACUCUUAAACAUGUGUGUUGGUGAAAAAAGAAAGUUAUCUAUUCCAUCACAUUUAGGAUAUGGUGAAAGAGGAUCACCCCCAAAAAUUCCAGGUGGUGCUACAUUAAUCUUUGAAGUUGAAUUGGUUGGAAUUGAAGGCAAAAACAAAAAAGAUUUGUGAACGUUUCAUUAGUUUUAUAUUAGGAAAAAAAAAAUGUUUUUUUGAA